GUAAAAUGAGCGACAGAAGAAUAGAGGAGAGGGAUGAGAUGUCUGCAGGACAGCGCUCUGUCUUCCUUUGAGUCUUCUGCACCGUGGCUCCUCUUUUGUCCCUCCUUGCCACGCCUCCAGGGGUCGUCUUGGCAACAUGUUUUACUGCUGGCAGCCAUAUAAAUACAGCAUUGGCUCCUAAACUAGGAAAGCUGUACACAGCAAUAGUCAAUGCCAAGGACACAGUGAACAAGGAGGCUUCAGCUUCAAAUAUAAGAGGAGCCCAGCAUGGAUGAAAACAUGCACCCGAAUAAGCAGAUGGAUGAAGCUGAGUCUCUUCAUGACAGGAGGAGGGAAGACGGUCUCCUCAACAUGUUGACUGAAACUAUUCGAGGGCUUGAAGCUGUCAGACACUGCAGAGAUGGUGGGACGGUGGGUGGAAGGAGAUGCGCAGGAGAAGAACCAGGAGAGGAAACUCGGAGACGGAGUGAAGAAGGGACGCUCGGUACAGCGGAAGAUGGGAAGGAGGAUGAAGAGACGGGAAGAAAUGCUGAUGGAGAGCGGGAGGAGAAAGAGUGCGAGCAGAAAGUUCUGGGAGUGCUGAGGGAGCUGAGUGUUUUUCAUUCAGACAGAGUGACAGCAUGGAGAGAAGUUCUCAGAGAAUGUGCCCACAUGUUUGACAAGUCUCCACCAGGGGGCAGCGACCAGCAACGUCCAUCUACAGCAGAUACAGAAUGUGAAAUCAGACCUUGUUCAGACUCCUUCAGUGAUAUUUGGAGGAGUGUUGGGGAGCAAAUACAGAACGUUGUAGACAAACUGAACACAAUCACAACUAAGCUGGACGAAGAAAUCCUCAAAUCGUGUGCAGAGGAGGUCUCAACCGUGGAGGCAGCACUUCAGGAGACCAGAGAACCUCAAGCUGAUCGCCUAAACUCCAACGAUCCCCUCGAAUUUGAAUCUGGGCUUCAACAGAACAUUGAAGAUGGAGACGAUCAAAAUCAAAUGAUGGCAUCAACAGACAAUGAGCAAACAUCAGACUCCAGAGUCAACGGUUCUGACUGGAAAGAAUUAGUGGUGAACGGUCAAGGGAGUGAUAAUGAGGGCCGUGUUUCUCCAGAGAGUCGGACAGAUUUCCUGGAGGAGACGAAUGAAAAUGACAAGAACAAAGAGGAGACAAACAAAGAAUGGAUUACAGUCGGGCUCACUGGUCAGCAGGACGACAGCCCUUCAGAUGUACCAGACGCGUGUUUUAUCAGAGCACCUAUGGGCGUAGCUGAAGUCCUGCAUUGCGAGGUGGCCGACGCCCUGAGCUGCCUGAUGGUGACCGGCUCGGAGGAGCUGGUCAGCAGAGUGAUCAGGGUCAAAGUUCAGGACGGAGUUAACGUUCACUUCCCGGUGACCGUGGUGGUGCCUUUCUGCACACGUUACCGAGGCAACUACAGGGAUGUCGCUGUGAAGAUAGUGGACGGGGAGAGGAGGGCAAGCUACAUCACUCCUGUAACAACAGAGGGCACGUAUGGAGGGCAGAGGGGCUCAUUCGCAGAGGUGAGGGUGUACUCCCUGGGCCUGUUUGCAGUUGUUUCCUGUCUAAAAAGAGAAAAUUACACAGUUCCAACAAAGGGUUUGUCACUCAAGCUCACCAUGGACCCACGAAUCUGUCUGAACUACCUCCCGGGAUCCUUCACUGCUCCAGUAAUGGCACAAACCACGAUCCAGCCCAUAGACGCUGCUGUUCUGGCUGCCGUCAAGUCCAGAGGUGAUUCCUAUCGCUUGGUGGUGUCGACAAGCCCACUGCUCUACCUCACCCAUCCAACCUCUCAGCCCCUGAGGAGACCCCUCACCCUCACCCUCCCCUGCCCUCCGAACCCUGAAAAGAAGAGGAGGGAGGAACAAGAUCAUCAAACUCGGCCUGUUAGUGUCUCUCCACCGUGGGAUCAAGCUUCUUCCCACAGAAGGAGGAUUCUGGGUGUCUCUGUGAAGUCUAAGGAGAUGUCCAACGAGCUGCUGAUUGUUCUGGGUUCAAGAGACAAGCAGUGGAGCGUCCUGGAUAAAGUCACAGUCAGGAACCAGCUAAACAGACUGGUGUCGUUUGAGCUGACAGAGAACUUUGACAGGCUGCUGGUGGUGCGUCUCCUCUCUCCACUGCAGCCUUGCCGUCUCACCUCCCUGGCGGAGGAGCUGGAGGAGUCGGUCUGCUGCCACGCUGUCACCGUCGUCCUCCAGCGUAGACAGGACGAGCCUCACGUCGUCUUGGUGGCUGCUCUGCCCAGCAGGGAUCUCAGCUGGGAGCUGUCCAAACUGAGAACCCGGGGCUACGCCGGCCUCCCAGAAGAGACCUCGACGGAGAUCUCCAUGUGUGAAGGAGACCAGCUUCUCCUCCGGUUCAGCGGCAACAUCACCUCCACAGGAACUCAAAACAAUGUCCCACGAGAUCGGAUCACCUUCCACAGUCAGCAGAAGAAUCACCUCUUGGUGCAGCUAACAGAAGUGGAUCCAUUUGGGAACUACAGCUCCCCUCACUACAAAGGCACAGCCAUGUUUUAUAAGGUGACCAGAGGUCAGCUGGAGUGGCGAGGUGACAAACGAGUCUCGAUGGACACGAAGCCCCUGGGAGAUCCCGUCUGUAAGCUGUCUCUGACUUUACCCAAGAAAGUGAGAACCAUCAAUAGGCCCAUCAUAGCGAGGGUGAAGUUCUGUGAGGAGACAGAUUCCCUGUCAGACUCUCUUCUUCUCUGGCUGUCUGGGGAGCUUUCAGAGGAGGAGGUGGCCCUUCUGAUCCUCUCUCUGCGUCUCCGUCGUAGCGCCGCUCAGCUGGUGAAGCUCCGGGCCGGGGACAGCCUGUCCACACAGGCCUUCCAUGUCCUCGCCAUGUGGAGAAGAGGGCUGCCCACUAUCACAAACCAACCCAAGGCCUCUCAGCUGGCUCACUGCUUAGCCAAGAGUGGCAGGCCGGACCUGGCCAGAGAGCUGCUGCUGCGGCAGGCUGCAACCACCAGGCAGGGCUCAAUAAGACAAGGAAGCUUAAAAAGUAGAAACCACACUGAUUUUUAAUGCUACUUUGUGUGUGUGUGCCAAAUUAGUUAGUGGUAGUGUUUUGUUUGAUCCACAAGGGGUCAGCAUUGGACUGUGAGAUGCCGUGCUCUCUUCCAGAGUCGAAUAUGUCUAUGAGUGUCGACUGAGUCAACAAAUGAGCCAUUUUUAGAGGUCCGAUGAAGAAAAGAUGACAACUAUCUGAAAAGGUGAAUCUAAUUUUGUAAAGCAAAUGUUUAAACUGCUGUUCGGUCCAGUUAAUUGUCUCAUGACCUCUUAUAUUUGUGUUGUGACCCCUUGGUGAGAAGGGAAAGGGAUCCCCAACCCAAGGCUGGGAAUUUCUAAGCAUUUCUUGCAACAUACGUGAAGCAAGAAGAGCUGUAGAUCACCACGUAAGACACUGAGUUUAGACAAUCAAGGUCAGAUGUUACAACGUUUAGUUAGUUUCAACACCUUACCUCAUAUUAUGUCGUCUAACGUAAUAAAUGUCAACAAUCUGACUCUAGAGACAGGCGGAAAGAAAUAAAAAAACAAAGUUAGGUCCAUAGUUGUCUUUGUAUGAAGUGUAGAUACCUAAACUCUCCCCAAACACUCGCUGUAUUGAGCUUUCUCAGGUUAUUUUGACAUUUAAAGUCUGAAGUGUUGGGUUAGGCAUUAAUCUCUGACAUCGGCUUCACAUUCUGACUUUAUUUUGUCGUUUGGCUCCACAGACAGGUAGGUGAUUUACUCCACCAGUCAGCCAUCUCUUCUCUCUGUGUAAACAAACGCUGACACUGAGCUGCGACCUCUCUUCAGCUCGCUGACACAGAGUCCUCUUCGAGACUUGACAGCGUCUGAUUGGAUAACGAAGGCUUGUUUCUCAGCAUAUACAUGUGAUUUGUGUCUAUUAUUUUUUAUAUCUUUACCAUUAAAGUGAAAA
Molecule: messenger RNA, 3928 nt
Organism: Larimichthys crocea (large yellow croaker)
Lineage: Eukaryota; Metazoa; Chordata; Actinopteri; Sciaenidae
Gene: dthd1
Product: death domain containing 1
Exons: 11
Coding region: 268-3030 (920 amino acids)
Source: RefSeq, a predicted model, not a curated record